This is a messenger RNA of Dermatophagoides farinae (American house dust mite), 770 nucleotides long. NCBI's taxonomy places the organism in Eukaryota, Metazoa, Arthropoda, Arachnida, Sarcoptiformes, Pyroglyphidae. The record is from RefSeq and is a predicted model, not a curated record.
AUGUUAAUGACGAUGACAAAACAUUUCGAUUAUUCGUUAGUUUCAGUAACUGAAAACAGGUAUAAAUUCCAAAGUCCAUGUACAAAAAUAAAACAACAACAACAACAGCAGCAAUCACAACAGAAACCAAAACCACCUGUCCGUGUACAAUCAAUGCAGAAUCAACAAAAACCUGAAGUGUCACCGAAGCCAAAAAAUUUACUUAAUAAAUCAAACACUGUUACAUCAUCCUCGAUGAAUUUAAAACCAGUACUAGCAAGAUAUCAGCCACAAUUGAUUGCAUUUCAACAGCCACAGCCAAAACAAACAAACCAUUCCGAAUCAUCAUCGCCAAUGACGAAUUCAUUACCACCAAAAGCAUCGAUCAAUCAUAAUCAAAUGAUUGAUCGAAAAUUUUGAUCUCAUUUAAUUCCUUGAAAUCACUUAGAAUCCCCAUUUUCAUUGUAGUUUUUUUUCAAAGCAAAUCAAAGCUCAUUAUUCUAUUUUUUGUCGAAUGAGAACAGAAAAGUUCUCAAUUGUUAAGUUUGCCUUUGCUUUUCAUUCGUUAUGAUUUUCAACAAAUAUCUGUUAUUUGUUUGUUCUCAUUAUCUUGAAACAAUACUCUGAUAAAAAAUUUUGAAAACAAUGAACAAAUUCAAUAGUGCAAUAUAUAUGUAACAAUUAUUAGAAUCGAAUAUCAGAAAUACAUUUAUCAUAGUAUGUGUGUGUCCAUAAAAACCGGAAGCAAAAAAAAAUAGAAAAUUCAUCUUUUUUCUGCUAAAAUUUAAACA